AUGCGAUGUGAUAAUUCGUACCAGGUGCGAGAGCAUUCCCUUAUCAAGCCGUACAACGAUGACAGAUGGGACUUUACAGGUAGUACAAUCAUAUCAAGCACAGCUGUCAGAUUAACAUCUGAUUACCAAGGUCAACGAGGAGCCAUAUGGAACAACAUUCCAUGUAGACUGCGCAAUUGGGAAAUGCAUGUUCAUUUUAAAGUAGAUGGUAAAGGCUCAGAGCUGUUUGGGGAUGGAUUUGCUAUAUGGUAUACCAAGGAAAAAAUGGAAAUGGGUCCAGUAUUUGGAAAUCGUGAUAAAUUUACCGGUUUGGCAAUUUUUUUUGACACUUAUGCAAAUCAAAACGGAGCUCAUAAUCAUGGACACCCUUACGUAUCGGCAAUGAUAAACAAUGGCACGCUCUCGUACGAUCAUGAUAGAGAUGGCACACACACCGAACUCAGUGGCUGUGAAUCAAACUUCAGAAAAUCAAGAUUUGAAACAUUUGCAGCCAUCAGAUAUGAGAAGAACAAAUUGACAGUUUCAUUGGAUAUAAGUGGUCGCAACGAAUGGAAGUUGUGCUUCACAACAAGCAAUGUACAUCUACCUACUGAAUACUUCUUUGGAGCCACUGCUGCUACUGGUGAUCUGUCAGAUAACCAUGAGAUUAUGUCAAUCAAGGUGUUUGAUAUUUCUGAGGGAAAGGUAGUGACUGAAGAUGAUGCUGAUUACAGCAAUGUCGUACCCAAUGCUGAAUAUUUCGCCCCUCCUAGAGAUCACGUGGAUGACCCGAAACUAUCAACUUUAUCUCGAUUGACUGGUUGGAAACUUGUUGGUGUCUUUGUUCUUGCUGCUGUUGGGAUCAUUGUUUGUUUAAUGAUCGGUUAUAUAUUGUUCAAUAAAACCCAGCAGACAUCCAGAAAAAGAUUAUAUUAA
Molecule: messenger RNA, 915 nt
Organism: Helobdella robusta
Lineage: Eukaryota; Metazoa; Annelida; Clitellata; Rhynchobdellida; Glossiphoniidae
Exons: 9
Coding region: 1-915 (304 amino acids)
Biological process (GO): endoplasmic reticulum to Golgi vesicle-mediated transport; endoplasmic reticulum organization; Golgi organization
Cellular component (GO): endoplasmic reticulum membrane; endoplasmic reticulum-Golgi intermediate compartment; COPII-coated ER to Golgi transport vesicle
Molecular function (GO): D-mannose binding
Source: RefSeq, a predicted model, not a curated record